GUCACGCACUCAUGCACUCAGUCAAGCGGCCAUUCAUUCAUUUGUUCAGUCGUCCCUUCACUCUCGACGGAGUGGACGGGAGGCUCUUCACCGCACCCCCGUGUCUGUCCAUCGCUGCGACGUCCAGAUGCCGCCUGGGCUGCACAUCAGAUGCAUGGUCGCUCUCGCUCCGAAAGAGGUAGCGCGGCACUGAAACAGUCACCGCCAUCGAUCGGGACGCUGCAUGACAUGACACAGCGACAACAAAGCGAACAAAGCCGCCGCACAUGCACACAUGCACACAUGCACGGAGGCAGAUGGAUGGAUGGAUGGCAUCGCUCACCUGAGACAGUGAAGUCCUGCGUCGUCGGGAGCUGCCUCUCUGUCGCCUCCUACACAACGGACGUCACGUGAGGUAAUCAAUCAGCCACACACUUAGUCCGUCAGCCAGUCAGUCAGUCAGUUCCAAUUGGAUGCAAUCAAUGCCACCUAUGUGAUGUGUACCUCCGGCUCUCGGUCCGUCGACAUCUCAAGCGACGACACAGCCCUUAUCCUGGGAGACUGAACCAAUAUUAAUGGAGGCGCCUCUCCGCGCCUCGCAGGGCUACCCAGCGGCAGCGGCGGCACCACCGGCCCGCUCCCUUCAUCCCGCUUCGGUGUCGCACGUGUCUCCUCCUCUUGUCGAAGGCUAAGCGGCGGAGGGAGGUGUCGUACAGACAGAGGGGGCGGGGGCGGGGGGCUAUGUAUGUUGCGAUGAGACGAGAGGGUGGUGAGGCUGGGCCCAUAGCCGCACUCCAUCUCCCACGGCCGGACCGUCCCUCCCCCCUGACAUGAAUGACACAAACAAAACAUGGAGGGAGACACAAGUUCGUACGUACGGUCAACACGACAGACACGAUUUCCUCUCACUCACUUACAGGGUAGUAAUAGUGCGUCCCCUUAGACCACCGAUCGGUCUGCGUCUCUGUCUGUAUUGGCGGCUCCCGCGGUGCUCCUCCCGCUUGGCAACGCCCGCCUCCCCGACACAUGGCCUCACGCAGUUUCUUACGGUAUGAGGGCUCGUCAAGCCCUGACCAGGUCGUGUCUCCCUUGCCCUUGGCCCGGCCCCGACGCACGAUGAGGUCAUGGGGCAGCCGUGGCUGAUCAGUGUGGACGCAGCCAAGAAUGAAGCUGUCGGAACUGUCAGUCGUAGGGGCCCGUGCAUAGGUGCGGGUGGGAAGGGGGUAGGCAUGCGCAUGUGGAGCAGGCGGGGGGCGCUGCGGCCGCUGGAUGAGUCGCUUCUCCGCCUCGGUGAGCGUUGGGGGCUGCUCGAGGGCCUCGUGGACGCGCAUUGUCAUGGCUGAGGGGAGAGGAGGGGACAGGAGGGAGAGGAUAGAUAACCAUGGUAGUUGUGAGUGACAAGAAUGAAUGCAUUGCAUGCCAUGCAGUCAGUGAGUGUGUUGGUUUGCAGAUGGAUAGAUAGAUACCCGAUAGAUUGAGGCAGCGAAGGGUUCUCUGCAGCGCCUCCUGCAUACAUACAUACAUACGUACCAGACCAACCAACGAACGAACAAAUGAGUUGAGGGGCAGGCUCACCAAGUCAUGUCUCACUGACUGACUGACUCACUCACUGACUCACUCUGGUUCGCUGGAUGUCGACGUAUAUCAGCCAGUUGGACCAUGCCCUCAGCAGGUUCCUCCUGAACGGUGCGAUGAAAGCAUUCAGGUGACACGCCACAGCCUGCUCGGCACCAGACAACCCCACACCACCACUGCACACACCACACACACAUCCAUACACACCAACAAGGAGAGAGAGAAAGGAUUCGAUGUUGUUGCCUGCAUACACGCUUUACCCGUCUGCGGCGUCUCUCUGGAAGUGUGUCUGCAGGAUGGAAUUGAGGCGGUUCAUGAGGGCGUGCACUGAGGACGAGCGCGACGGCAGGCUGUCGGCGAACUGGUUGAGCCGCACGUGGGCCUUCUUCAUCAUGUGCAGCUGGUGGGCACGUUCCUCUGGCAACACACGACUCGAACGCAGCUCCAGCCUGGACGAGACGAAGAGGUGCAAGCAGAAAGAAACCACACAUUCUUUCUCCUGCCUGCGUCCCUGGGCUCUUACUCGUCGGGCGACGGCGCUUUUGCUCGCCAGCCGCCCCGUGUGCCGUGUCUUGGUGCGCUUGUCCGUGAGGUCCACUUGUGGAAUGCCCCCCAGAGCAUGUCGUGCCUCACACGCCUGGCAACGCCGUGGACGGUGGUCUCGAACUUAACAAUGCCCAGCAGCAGGCGAGAUGCCACCCUCUCGCUUCGAAGGAAGGGCACUCUCCGGGCAUUCUGCCAACGUGCAGAGAGAGAGGUUUGCAGAAUAUGUCCACAUGACUACCAGUCUGAUGAGUGCUCGUCUGAGCCUCCGCUCCCAUGCCAUGGCCAAGGAGCGGUGGAGCAAACACACAGCCUGGUUAUCGGUCGAGUGAAAGGGACACAUUGAUUGCAGGCACAGGACAGGCUGCACAUCUAUCGCUCCCACUGACCUUGACACGCUGGAGAUCGGGCGGUCCGCUGGGCAGGCAUCGCGCCAUGACCCUUCUCACGAUUCCCUCUGGCAGCCUCAGCUCCUCUCUCAGGUGUCUGUCCAGACACGCUGGCAGGGGGAGGGUCGUCUGACCACCGCCGCUGCUGGGAUCGACACGCGGCGGGCCGCUGCGACGGGGCGGCCCUUGGGGGGGCGACCUUGUGGCUGCUGUUGGCGGCCGGAGGUCGAAUGAGGGCGGUGCCAUGGAGGGCGGGGUUUUGGCAGACGGCUCAGAUGGAAUCAGAGAUGGGAUGGAAUAUCCACCCUGGCAGACAGACCAGACACACACAGGAAGACAUCGCAUGCCUACAGUCAGUCAGUUGAUUGAUUCAUUCUUGACGGGACCCAUCCCGUCUCGUCUGUCUCACCGUCGCAGCCUGCUGUGGCGGCCGCAUAUGCACUGCCGGGCCACGAGCCUUCCCCCGCCCUCUCGACAACGCCUCCCUCCCGGCCGGCCGUCUCCCGUUUGAUGGCGGCGAGGGUGUGACUGUCCGCCUCUCUGGGCUCACCUGAGCCGAUGUCUGGACUGGUGUGGCCACGGUUGAGCCGUACUGCGGUCCCUCGGUCCCCGGCAACUGACGCACCGGCGAGGCCGAGCGAGAUCUCGGUGCUGGUGGACCAAACGUGUACUUUGCAACCAGCGGAGGGCCCCUUAGUUCAGUGGUGGUGACCACCUGCUGGCCCAUCGGCAUCGGCAGGUACUGGACAGACGGGGAGACGGGACGCAGAGGGGAAAACGGCUGGGGUCGCUGCGCAUGUUCGUAUGUGACGUAGGCGGGGCCAUAGGUGAAAGGCUGACUGUAGGAAGAAUACAUCGGAGGAUGCAUGUUGCCCUUUGCCG
This is a messenger RNA of Vitrella brassicaformis, 3368 nucleotides long. The record is from the annotation of a GenBank genome assembly. Lineage: Eukaryota; Vitrellaceae.